Molecule: messenger RNA, 1433 nt
Organism: Diachasmimorpha longicaudata
Lineage: Eukaryota; Metazoa; Arthropoda; Insecta; Hymenoptera; Braconidae
Product: odorant receptor 4-like
Exons: 7
Coding region: 2-1198 (398 amino acids)
Biological process (GO): detection of chemical stimulus involved in sensory perception of smell; sensory perception of smell
Cellular component (GO): plasma membrane
Molecular function (GO): odorant binding; olfactory receptor activity
Source: RefSeq, a predicted model, not a curated record
UAUGAGGAUGGAAUUCGCGUACAGUUGUGGCUGCAACCGAUUGGUUAUGGAUAUGUGUGGCUUAUGGCCAAAGGAUCAUUCGAAUUUUAUCCAAAAAAAUUGGGCCCUCAUUACUGCGAUUGUGAUAUUGAUUGUUAUAAUCAUACCGCGAUUUGCUGCGAUAACUUUAUUCUGGAAUGACAUUGAUGCAGUUGUCCAGUGCUUCUCGACUCAGUUAUUAUUUAUUUCGGUUGUCGUUAAAUUGUUGGUCAUGUACUUUCGCAAUGAAGUUCUAGUUAAUUUGCUGAGGGUGAUGGAAGAAGAUUUUUCAAAAAAUCUAACAACGAUAGAGUACACGAUUGUAUUUGGAACUGCCAAGACUGGCAGAAUGAUUUCCAUUUUCCUAAUUGCCAGUGCCUUCUGUAAUGUCAUCGCUGGUAUCAUCGCAAUGAAAUUGUAUCAUUUGGACAGUCUUUACAUAAAAAAUCCUGAUUCUCGUUUAUCACUGGAUUUUUUUUGGGUAACGUAUCUUCCAUUCAGUACCGAAGACUUCAUUCCUUAUAUAACUGUAUUCGUACUUCAACUGUGUGCAUCUUCAAUCUCUGGUUUUUACUUUAUUUUUGAUUCUUUCGUUGUCAUGCUUAUUCUUCAUGUUUGUGGGCAACUUAAACUUAUCCAAAUAUCACUGAAACAUCUGGGUGAGUCUCUCACCCUCACGGAGGGAAGGAAUUUACGAAUGACCCUUGGAAAUAUUAUGGAGCAGCAUCAGAGAGCCUGUCGAUUUGCCAGGAAUCUGGAACAAUCGUUCAAUUUGGCGUGGUUUUAUGAGCUAACCAGUUGCACCCUGACCCUCUGCUUCCAGACAUACAUCAUCCAAAAGCUCCUGCAUGCAAAUCAGACAAGUAUCUUCCAAAUGGGGUUUCCAAUCUGCGCUGCAGUUGGUAUCCUCAUGAAGUUUUUCCUCAACUGUUGGGCUGGUGAAUACCUCAUAUCACAGAGUUCGGAAAUUGGAUGUUCAUUCUAUGAAACUGAUUGGUAUAAGCUGCCGCCAGCAGAUGCUCGUCUACUGAUGAUGUUUGGUCAUAAGAAGAUGCGGCCAAUCACACUCACUACAGCAAAAUUUUCAAUUUUAUCUUUCAGGCUCUUUGUUCAGGUACUGAAGACUUCAGCCAGUUACCUGUCGAUGCUGCUGGUAGUGGCGGAUCAACCAGACAAAUAGCUCAACUAGUUUCGCAAAUUAUUAUAUAGCGGGGGAAAUGGACGAAUGCAAUACGGAACAAGAGAAGGGCUUGUGUUCGAAAUCACCUAAUGUUUGCAAACGAUUUUUCGUACUCUACGAAUACACUGACACACUGAGAUGGCCUUCGCUUGACUCAAAAACAAAUAUUGCGAUAAUUUUCUAAAAAAUUCGCCAAAGUCUAAGGUCAAAGGUUUGGUGAUCAUAAUAGUUUGGA